UAUAAAUCUCUCCAAACUGCCCUCUGCGCCUGGUGCGGUGUUAUGCACAGAGAUCUGUCCUGCUUCGGUCCAGUAUGAGGACAACGCGUGUGGAAACUCUUCGAGCUGCAUAGACACUAGCUGAGCCGGAGAAAAAUGGAGAAUAACUACCCCCAGCUGUGUCGUUUACUAUGUCAAGAUAUUUUCAGAUGUUGGCGAUUAUGAACAUUUAACGCAGCUCUGGAUAUAACGGCGCUCUAACAGUUUUAUCAAGAGGCAGACAAGAGCUCCUAUCGCUCUGGGAAACAGAUAUUGUGCACCUUUUUGCGCCCCGCGUAUGCGCUGGAGACGCUGAUGUCUUCAUUGGACUCCUUUCACUCGGAGAUGGUGGAACUCUCUCGGAUUUCCAACGUGGAAACGUAGCAUCCAAUUAAUCAGCGACUGCAACUGUACCCCGUAAGGCGCAGUGGCACUUGGUCCGCUCUCUUGAACACCUACCUUUGGACUCCAAAGUGUGGAAAGACGCAUGGUUUGGUUACUGCGCCGGAUCGGAGUAUGAAAAACACACCUGGUGCAGUUUUUUUAGCGGUUAUUUUUAUCAGGACAUGAACCGAAUUUGAACUCGUUUUAAGGACAUUUUCGGAUUGUGGCUGUUGAACGAUUCAUGCAGCUGAUUCAGCUUGUGACACUAAAUGAGUCGCGUUUUCUGUUUUGGAUUUUAACAAUAACAGCCAAGCGAGUUUCAGGUCUGCAUGGGCCAUAUUUAAGCUUCCUUCAUAGGAACUGAGUCUAAGAUGAAGUUAUGGGAUGUUUUGGCCACGUGUUUGUUGCUCCUGAGCUCUGUUGCUACACGGCCUCUCUACCAAAACACUCAGCCAGCCAAGAGGACUUCUUUCCGCAGCAGCUAUAGUGAUUCUGCGUCCCCGUCUGUGGAGGACGAAGAGCCAGCGUUCCAGCGUGAAGACCACAACCUGCAGGAUAUCUCCAUGGAGGAUCAAUAUGACAUCGCAGGUCCCUAUCCAGAGCAGUUUGAUGACGUAAUGGAUUUUAUUGAGGCUACCAUUGGCAGACUCCGGAGAUCGUCAGAGCCCAGCGGGGGAUCCAAGGGACGGAGGGAGCAGAGACAGAGGGGAGCAGCAAACACAGGAGGCACGAGAGGCGAGAGGAGAGGACAUGGCGACAGGAGGCGUGGUCGUAGUCGAGGUGGUAAAGGAGGGCGAGGCGAAAAAGGGAAGGAGAGGAUAGCUGUGCAGACCCGAGGCUGCUUGCUAAAGGAGGUCCACCUCAAUGUGACGGACUUGGGGUUGGGCUACCAGACUAAGGAGGAGCUGAUCUUCCGGUACUGCAGCGGCCCCUGUGUGGAGGCGGAGACCAACUAUGACAAGAUCCUCAACAACCUCACACACAACAAGAAGUUGGACAAGGACACGCCGUCUCGCACCUGCUGUCGACCAAUCGCGUUUGAUGAUGACUUAUCUUUCUUGGACGACAAUGUAGUGUAUCACACGCUGAAGAAGCAUUCUGCCAGGAAGUGUGGCUGUGUCUGAGGAAGUGACAGGCAAGACCAUCGUCAGUAAACUAAGGAUCACCUUUACAAGCUGGUGGGAUCUUUGUUGGAAAUGGGCAUAGGAGAUCGGAGCGGGAGUGUAUUGUUUCUCAUUUUUGUGGUCAAAGACGAUGGAACAGCCGUUAAAGAAGCAAACUGUACACUCAACUUGUACAGUCCAUGCGCAGUCCUUUAGAACCCCUGACCAGUAUUUGACUGUUCCAUCAAACACAUGCAGAAAUGUAUGAGGCCUGUACCAAUUCGCAGGAGAAAAGACACUGUUACACGUCCAUAUUUGCUAACUGUGCGGUCUAUAAGGUGACAGUGGAAAAAAAACUACUGGCUAAGUUGGCUUGUUUUUUCAUGGAGGAAUUCAUUUUCCCAGGAUCAUCAGUUUUUCCAUAGCUGACUCCAUAGAACGUGAAUGAAUGAUGAAGGUGAAGAUUUGAGGAGUAUAUUCAGCUGCAGUCUAAAUCACUUCCACUGCAGUCUGGAUGUUGACAUUUACAUUCAGCCAAUGGAUGACAAAUACCACACCACAGUUCAGCAAAGACUUUUGGUGCAACGCAUCUACAUAAAAUCCAAUCGUAUAUACAUAUACACGUGUGUGUGUAAGAGGUAUAUUUAUUAAGAUGCAAAUUAACUUAUUGUUAUUUAUUUCAAUCCAUUUUAUGAAAGAAAUUGUAAUUUUUCCUAUUUAUUUAAAAGCUUUGUUUGUCCUGAAUGAUGCCAAUGGGGAGCAAUUUCUCAAGCAAAAUCUAAAAAAGGUGAUUCAGAACUGCUAAACACUCUCCCACACAUCUUAAUGAUGCUUAUUUGCUUCACUUACUGUAGAUUCCAGAGUUUGUCAAUUCAUGACUCCAAAGGAUCAUCAAUAGCUAUCCAGUUAAGAGAAGGGUAGAAAGAACCACAGAGAAGGGGACCAAUAGAAGAUUUUUGAUUGAAUUGAUCGGUUUUGGAGAAUUUUGAGACAACAGGGUAGAUUAUUUGGGGGACAUUUCACCGCAUUUUUUCUCCGAUGUGACCAUGCUAACACGGGGGGGACUUCAGAUGCUGCUCUCUCAGCAAAUUACUUUUUGUUGUUUGUUUAUAAGACAACUGUCCGGUUAAUCUACCCAGGAUAGAUUUAAUGUCACUCCAAACAGGAGCCAUCACAUCACAUUUAAUUGAAAUCUAAAAUCAACAUGAGAGUAGUGGUCUCUCCGAGGAUCUGCAGGUGCCUUUUAGGAUCCAACUUUUGAUGCCCAGAGUACAGAAGCUGCUAGAAUGCCUGCCUAUCAGCAUACAUUACCCAAAACCUCAGUCUGGCCUUGCACCAAGUCUGAGCAAUGGCUUUGCAGCGGUUCCUGUCCCAAUAGGCUUUAAAGUUCACAAGACUGCUUGUGUUUCUGUCUCGACUUUGACAGACAGGUUUUACUCCCUGAAAGGGGAUUUGAAAGUGAUCCUCUAACAUGAGUCUUAACCAAAUAUCCCUGUAGGCAAAGGCAUGUUGGUGAAGGCAGUUUAAGGAAGAUCUAGCAACUGUAGCUGCUGUCAUCGCACAACUGAUGUAAAUAUCUCAAGACUAGACGCUUGGACAAAAGAAUAUGUUUUGGACUUACAGACGGAAGGGUCAGCCUCAACAUGCUUUCUACAUGUAAUAACUUUUUCAGCAAAGUUUAUUCCCAAACUAUACACAAAUAUGAAUCCAGGAAAACAGGUGGCUCUUUAAAGCAAGUUGCUUUGCCCAUCAAGACCCUGCGAGGGGAUCAUUUUAAGUGGAACAAAGAGAGCCCUCGGGUAGGUCUUGAUGUUAGCACGGAUUAGGGACCAAGGUAUCUGUGCCCACCCAGCAGCAAGCAAGCCAGCUUUACUGUGUAAUCCCCCUGCACACAGAACAAAUCCACUGCAUCAAGCUGAAUUUAGGCCAAACACUACACAGAGAGGGAAAAAAAACUUGAGCUUUUAUCACAGCAUACCUCAUCAAUUGGAUCAUCUUCCCCUUUAACAACUGAUUCGUCCAUAAACCUUUCCAGAUGAGAAUGUGCAGUUAGGAGACUUCCCAGAAGCCUUAGAGUGCCUUGCUACUCUCCGAUACCAUACAUUUAAGUGUGUAAACUGUGACCACUAGCCCUCUCAUCUUCAUGACUGUUUGCUCAACUGUUCCUUGGCAAUUUUAGUCCUCCGGUUUGGAUUUAAAGGUAAACAAGCAAAAGGUAAAGAUGCGAAGGAAUCCUCCGUGUUAAUAAUAAAAGAAGGGAUUGGAUUUCUUUUUCACUCAUUGUUUCAAAACCUCUGUGAAAAACCUGUCAUGUCGUCUCACUUGUUUUGUGUUACAGAACCAAAGCUCUCUGCAAACUUUAUUUUUGUACAAUAUUCAUUUUAUAACUUUUUACAGAAUUAAACUUGUUUCUAUUAAAUGA
Molecule: messenger RNA, 3927 nt
Organism: Perca fluviatilis (European perch)
Lineage: Eukaryota; Metazoa; Chordata; Actinopteri; Perciformes; Percidae
Gene: gdnfa
Product: glial cell derived neurotrophic factor a
Exons: 3
Coding region: 774-1526 (250 amino acids)
Biological process (GO): negative regulation of neuron apoptotic process; positive regulation of branching involved in ureteric bud morphogenesis; peripheral nervous system development
Molecular function (GO): growth factor activity; glial cell-derived neurotrophic factor receptor binding; receptor tyrosine kinase binding
Source: RefSeq, a predicted model, not a curated record